This is a messenger RNA of Cucumis melo (muskmelon), 1479 nucleotides long. Its product is annotated as CBS domain-containing protein CBSX3, mitochondrial. The record is from RefSeq and is a predicted model, not a curated record. The coding region runs from base 700 to 1317 and encodes 205 amino acids. The transcript is spliced from 6 exons. NCBI's taxonomy places the organism in Eukaryota, Viridiplantae, Streptophyta, Magnoliopsida, Cucurbitales, Cucurbitaceae.
UUAAAUUACAAGUACAAUUGCAUUUUUUUUACGUUUAUAAUCAUUCACUUUUCUUUCUUUGUUUGUUUGUUUUUUUUUCUUUUUUGAUACUCAUCUCUCAUGUUUCUUUUUUAAAAAACAAAAAUCAGAAUUAAUACAUUUUUAGGCUUUUAUGUAUUAAGUAUGCAUACCUCUUACCCGUUACAAAUAGCGUAAGAAAGCAAAAAAAAAUUGGGUGCGCACCCAUCUUCUUCAAUCCACCCAAAUUCAAGUAAAUCUUUUUUUUUUCUCUCUUUUUGAAAAAAAUAAUUUAUAAUUUUUUUUUAUCGUGGGUAAAUAUAAAAAUAUUGGUAGACACUAUCUCCUUAGUUGCUAAACUUUUUUAAUUCCAAUUAUUGGUAGACACUAAACGGUUUAAACUCAAAAUUCAAGAAUAGGAUUUCCUUCAUUUUGAUAAUUGAAGCAAGGAAUAUGUUCAAUAAUCGAAUUGUUAAUUAAAAAUUAAUUUCGUGAUAAAAUCGAUUAUGAUGGCAGAGAUAUUCUUGUAAAGCAAAGAAUAGUGUGCACUAAUCAAAUUAGUUUCAUAGUGAGAUGGACGAUAAUUACAAGUUAUUCUUGUUUAUCCUAUCUCAAACUGCCAUGAUAAUAUAGAACAUAUUGUGCGACGUUCAUCUACAACAGAGCUUCCUAUCACAGUCCAAUCCAGAUCCUAGACCUAAAAUGCAGGGGAUCGUGAGAGCAAUACGAUCAUGGCAAGAGACAUUAAAGAAGAUCACGGUCAAGCAAUACUCGUGCAGAAGAGAAAUGAGUAAAGUGGAAAAUAUCUUAGAAGGAUCAGAAUUAGGAGGUGGUUCACCUUCUUCACCGAAAAGUUUGGAGAAUAUUACUGUCAGAGAGAUUGUUUCGAAAAGGGGAGGAGGUAUUGGCUCCUCCAUGAUAUCCUGUAGGGCAGAGGAUACUGCAAUUGAAGCUGUGCAAAAUAUGGCUAGACAUAACAUUGGAUCUUUGGUGGUGAUGAAGUCUGAAGGGGAAAGCAUUGCUGGGAUUGUCACAGAACGAGACUACCUGAAGAAAAUAAUAGCAGAUGGGAGAUCUCCCAUAUACACAAAAGUAGGAGAAAUAAUGACUCGUGAGGACAAACUAGUAACCAUAACGUCCGACACGAACAUCCUCAAAGCAAUGCAGCUUAUGACAGAGAAUCGCAUAAGACAUGUUCCUGUGAUAGAUGGCAAACUAGUUGGCAUGAUUUCUAUUGUAGAUGUUGUCAGAGCAGUUGUAGAGCAGCAAAAUGGGGAACUCGAGCGACUAAACGACUAUAUAAAAGGAGAAUACUAUUAAAAAUUGAAUCUAAGAAUUGGAGAAUACACAAUUCAUACAAUAGAAACACUCUUUAUUUAGAGACGGCCCAACAAUGGGUAUCAUGUAAAAGCAAAACAAGGAAGAAGAUUUAAAAGAAGUCAAAGCAUAUUGUGAAAUCUUUACACUUUAUUUUCUUUUUUA